CGAAAGCUGCAGCCGCACCACUCCAUCAACAGCCAGAGCAGCAAGAAGAGCAAGGGCAGCUCCAAGUCGGCCUCUUCCCACAUCCCUAUUGAGGCCCAAGAAGAUUGCUGCGUCCACUGCAUCCUCUCCUGCCUCUUCUGCGAGUUCCUGACCCUCUGCAACAUCGUUCUGGACUGUGCCACCUGCGGCUCCUGCACCUCCGAGGACUCCUGCAUCUGCUGCUGCUGCUGCAACUCGGGCGAGUGCGCGGACUGCGACCUGCCCUGCGACAUGGACUGCGGCAUCAUCGACGCCUGCUGCGAGUCCGCCGACUGCCUGGAGAUCUGCAUGGAGUGCUGCGGGCUCUGCUUCUCCUCCUGA
Messenger RNA from Manacus vitellinus (golden-collared manakin), 360 nucleotides. It is a transcript of the gene MDFI, whose product is annotated as MyoD family inhibitor. The annotation marks the transcript as partial. The record is from RefSeq and is a predicted model, not a curated record. The transcript has 2 exons. NCBI's taxonomy places the organism in Eukaryota, Metazoa, Chordata, Aves, Passeriformes, Pipridae.